Pyrus x bretschneideri (Chinese white pear) is the source of this 1333-nucleotide messenger RNA. Its product is annotated as tetraspanin-2-like. Gene Ontology annotation, cellular component: plasma membrane; plasmodesma. The transcript has 2 exons. Lineage: Eukaryota; Viridiplantae; Streptophyta; Magnoliopsida; Rosales; Rosaceae. The coding region runs from base 335 to 1144 and encodes 269 amino acids. The record is from RefSeq and is a predicted model, not a curated record. Gene Ontology annotation, biological process: auxin-activated signaling pathway.
GUGAUUUUGUUUUGUAAUUCCUCUUUCUCUAAGCCAGAAAUAAAAGUCCUUUAUUUGGGGUGUAAACCUUAACCAAGAUCACAACCCUACUUACAAAUACUCCUCCCAUUGCACACAGAAAAAUAAGUGCCCCAGCACAAGCCCUCCAAAUCCCAAAGCAUAUAAAACCCAAUCCGAACCAAGACAGUUCACACCAAAAACAGAACAAGAAGUAAAGAAACCAACACAAAACCCUUCCCCACCUACUAUCCCAUCCCACAAUCCAAUCCAAUCCAAUCCCCUCCCCCGCGGUCACCCUCUCUCUUCCUCCUCCAAAGUAGUCCUGUCCCGCACCAUGGGAGUGAGCAACAGGAUAACCGCAACUCUUAACUUCAUAGCCCUCCUCUGCGCCAUCCCAAUAAUGUCUUCCGGCAUCUGGCUGGCCUCCAAGCCGGACAACGAGUGCAUCCGCUCGUUCCGGUGGCCUGUAUUCAUCCUCGGCGCCCUCAUGCUUCUUGUCUGCCUCGCCGGCUUCAUUGGCGCCUAUUUCAACAAACAGGGUCUUUUGGCUCUCUACCUUUUCUGCAUGGCCGCCCUCAUAAUCCUGCUCCUUGUCCUGCUCAUCUUCGCCUUCACCGUCACGAGGCCGGACGGCAGCUACGCCGUGCCCGGCAGCGCUUACAGGGAGUACCGGCUUGAAGGGUUUUCCAAGUGGCUGAGGGACUAUGUUACUGACUCUUCGACUUGGCAGAAAAUAAGGACUUGUUUGGCUGAGUCUAAUACUUGCCCUAAGCUUACACAGCAGUACAUGUCGGCUGAUCAGUUCGUCUUUGCUCACAUCUCUCCCCUUCAGUCAGGAUGUUGUAAACCUCCAACAAUGUGUGGAUACAACUAUGUGAAUCCAACACUGUGGAUAAACCCAGUGAACCCAGUAGCUGACCUGGACUGCUUGAUAUGGAACAAUGACCAAAACCUCUUGUGCUACAACUGCAAUUCCUGCAGGGCUGGAAUUUUGGGAAACCUGAGGAACGAAUGGAGGAGGGUCAAUGUCAUCCUCAUUGUGGCUGUGGUGAUCCUCAUCUGCGUCUAUCUCGUCGCCUGUAGCGCAUUCAAGAACGCCCAAACGGAGGAACUCUUCAGCCAGAACAAGCAGGGUCGGGCUUAACCAGUUUCCAAACACAACAAACCUUCUGUUUGUUUUCAAUUUCUUAUCUUUUGAUGACUUUCGAUGAGUCUUUGUUUGUGACUAGUGUAGUCGGUGUACAUAUUCGUAUGUUCUUUUUCUAUCUGGACUUUAUGGAUGGAUAGAUGAUUGACAGGCAGUGAAAUUCUAGUAGGAAACUGAGUUUUCAAA